GUAGUCUGAAGGGGUGCUUGAAACAGCGACUGUUAGUCUUUGCAGAUGGGAGGCAGGGGAGUGUGAGUUGCUCUAGCUUUUAUUUUUUAUUUUAAACCCUGCUUCUUUCCCCUAUCGCAGCAUGCAAGGUUUUUGACUCUUGGAGUAGAUGCAGAGAAAAAGCACUUACUUUUACACAUUAUAUACUUGGGAGCCCUUUGUAAGUGACUGAGUGCAUGUGUGGGCACUCUGCAUCUAUAGACUGUGUUCAGUGAUCACAAAGGCUGUGUGGAUCUUUUUAAACACCAUCAGAAACUGGAAAUUAAACUUUUUCUUAUGUAUGUAGCCUUUUUAGGCAAUUCUGGACUGUGUUUUCAACUAUCCUGCGCAUCUCAGGAGUGAAUAACUGUGCAGUGUUUGCACUCAGCUCAAACUGUCAGAGUGGGAGAAAAGAGCUGAGUUUGCUUUUAAGUGAACCAGAGGAACCCAGAGGAGAGAGGGGGAGAAAGAGCAAGCAUCCCCGCUCUCCCUUUAAACCGGACAGCAUGGUGCAGAAAAUGAGCCACGGUGAAAGCACCGCUGAGGCGCUGUCCUUCUUUAGCGGGGACUCAGGCUCCGACUCCGGGGCGUGCAUGGAGCUCGACCCGGCCGCCUCUCCUCUCUCCCCGACGGGCUCCGCAGCCUCCUCCACUGCCGGCGAGAAGCUGGGGGACAACCCGGCGUGGUGCAAAACUCCCAGCGGUCACAUCAAGAGACCCAUGAACGCCUUCAUGGUGUGGUCGCAGAUAGAGAGGAGAAAGAUCAUGGAGCAGUCCCCGGACAUGCACAACGCAGAGAUCUCCAAGCGGCUGGGGAAGCGCUGGAAGCUGCUGAGAGACAGCGACAAGAUCCCCUUCAUCAGGGAGGCAGAGCGGCUCCGACUCAAGCACAUGGCGGACUAUCCCGACUACAAAUACCGGCCGAGAAAGAAGGUCAAGUCGAGCGCAUCUAAGCCUGGCAGCGAGAGAGGAGAAAAAGUUCCCGGUAGCUCUAACAUCACCAGCACUAAGACGUCUUCUUCUGCGAGGAAGAGCGGAUCCAAAUCACCGAGCAGCAGCAACAAACCCCAAAAAACACUUUCCGGGAGCAGCAGUAGCACCAAAGCUUCACUCUUUGCCUCUGAGCAGCCGGCGGAGCUCCUCCAUAACUCCCUCUACAAGUCCAAGUCGGUCUCCUCGGCAGCUAAGCAGAUCCCAGACGCCAAGAAGCCCAAGAGGGUUUACGUUUUCGGAAACGGCGCGGCGAGUUUGAGCGUCAGCCCCACGUCCUCCGUGGUGGUUCCCGCCAGCCCGACGCUCAGCAGCUCGGCGGACUCCAGCGACCCGCUCAGCCUCUACGAGGACGCGUCCAGCGGCAGAGAAGGAGCAGACUCCCCCGGCGGCAGCAGCAGCAGCUACGGCGGGGCUUCGGAGCGCCGCAGCGCGCGCACAUACAGCAGCAGCAGCCGACGGGCUUCCUCUCCGACACCCUCCGGCUCCCACUCCUCCGUCUCCUCCUCCUCGUCUUCUUCAGAGGACGAGGAGUUCGAGGACGAGCUGCUGGACGUCAACCCGAGCCCGAGCUUCGACAGCAUGUCGCUGGGGAGCUUCGGCUCCUCGGUGCUGGACAGGGACCUAGAUGGGAACGGAGAGUCCGCCUGCGGGGGGUCCCACUUCGAGUUCCCCGACUACUGCACGCCCGAAGUCAGCGAGAUGAUCUCUGGAGACUGGCUGGAGUCCACCAUCUCCAACCUGGUGUUCACAUACUGAGCAGAGGCAGAGGAGCUCCGGCUUAUUGCUCGCUUUCACUACCCUGGAAAACUUCCCUCUGAAGUGAAUACUUUGCCUUUUCUUUCUGGACUUCACUUCGGAUGCCUGGACUGGGGGAGUUUUUGCCGAAACAAGAGUUUUCCUGGCAGCUCAGUCCUGGACUGUUUUGAACUGAAUAACUUAACUGUGAUUGAUUUGCACGUUUUGCGGUCCGCCGUAACCUAAUCAAUGUCGAUGAAUUUUUGAGAAGGUGGAGAAAAAAAAGGGACAUUUUCACAACUUUUUAAAACCAAUCGCCAAGUGAAUUUCACCACUAAAAAAAUAAAAUAAACAAACAAAAGGUACAGACUAGGACUGCCGCGCGACAGUUUUUUAUUGUAUCACCAAGAGGCUUUUUUAAAAAUGAAACCGAGGUGGGUUGAUGUUUUUUUUAAAAUGUAUUUUCUCAAGAAACAAACAACAACAAAAAACGUGUUAAGCAUGAUAGCCUACUUUGUUCCUAUAUCUUGUGCUGAGAUUUUCUGUGCGACUGUUCAAGCAGUUUGUUAACUAGUAUUAGGGGUAUUUAACAGGAUCUAGGUGGCGCUCGCUUUGGUUCUACUUUUUUAUAUAUAUAUAAAAAAAAAACUGAUAUAAUCACCAGCUCACUUCAGGACACAAACACAACUUCAAGUCUGUUUUUUUUCUCUAUAUGUAUCAGGACCAAAAUUCUAUAAUGUUAAUUUCCAGAUUAUAGCUAUAGAGAAACCAUCUUUCUUUUUUUUUGUACAUGUAUUCAGAUGCCAUUUUUAUAUGGGGAGGGGGGGUUGUAUUUAUAUACUGGGCCAAGCAUCUUUCAUUUUGUUAUUUCUUGUACACAUGAUCCUGUCAGUGUCUAUGUCUGUCACAUUUCCUUCUCAGGCGAAGGGCUAGAGUUUUAAAGAACACACAACUUUUUAAGUUCCAUUUUUAUAUUUAAAUGUACACAUUUUUGGACACUUAAAAGAGAGGAAACAGGUUGAUUAUUUUCUCAGUGUAUUUUUGUACAAAUCUAUAUUGAACACGGGGGUGUCUGUAGCCUAACUAACACAGCUGUAUUGGAUUUCCUUGUUUUUUUAAUGCCCUCACAAGGCUGGGUUUUUUUAUGCUGCCUUCAAGUGCUUAUGGUAAGCUCGUUACUUAAGGCUCUUGCUUUAGUAGGUUAGAUCAAGCAUUAGAGCUAACUCUUUUAUAACACUGGUGCCUAUUUUUUGCUUAUUCUUC
Messenger RNA from Cyprinodon variegatus (sheepshead minnow), 3008 nucleotides. RefSeq names its product SRY-box 4 (gene sox4b). The coding region runs from base 525 to 1766 and encodes 413 amino acids. Gene Ontology annotation, biological process: positive regulation of transcription by RNA polymerase II; cell differentiation; anatomical structure morphogenesis. NCBI's taxonomy places the organism in Eukaryota, Metazoa, Chordata, Actinopteri, Cyprinodontiformes, Cyprinodontidae. Gene Ontology annotation, molecular function: RNA polymerase II cis-regulatory region sequence-specific DNA binding; DNA-binding transcription activator activity, RNA polymerase II-specific. The record is from RefSeq and is a predicted model, not a curated record. The transcript has a single exon.